Messenger RNA from Scophthalmus maximus (turbot), 2064 nucleotides. It is a transcript of the gene hpn, whose product is annotated as hepsin. Gene Ontology annotation, molecular function: serine-type endopeptidase activity; serine-type exopeptidase activity. Lineage: Eukaryota; Metazoa; Chordata; Actinopteri; Pleuronectiformes; Scophthalmidae. The transcript is spliced from 12 exons. Gene Ontology annotation, biological process: proteolysis. Bases 93 to 1406 code for a protein of 437 amino acids. Gene Ontology annotation, cellular component: membrane. The record is from RefSeq and is a predicted model, not a curated record.
GGCUCAGACCAACGGCCCCGGGGACUCGAGGCGUCGAGGGAGGAAGGGAAGAAGUUAUCCUCAUAUACUUUUGCCCCCUGCGCUGUAAACAGAUGUAUGCUGAGAAAGUUUUAACAGAGGGGAAGAUGGGGAGCAAGGGAAUCUCUCUGACCUGUGUGUUGACCCCCUGCCGGGUGAUCGGGGUGUGUGUGACACUGAUGAUCUUGGGAGCCAUUGGAGCAGCCGUUUGGGCCUUAGAUGCCUACUGUGUAUAUCACUCCUCUGUAGUCACAUAUUGCACAAUGGAGGAAGACACAGGACUGUAUGAUGUUCAGGUCAAUUCUGCUGACCAACGUCUCAGAGUGUUCGACUCCGCCCAGAGGAGGUGGCGUCAGGUGUGUUCCUCCCCGGCCAAUGAACUGCUCGCCAGCAUCAGCUGUGAAGAAGUGGGCUUUGUCAGUGUGGUGAAUUACUCCAUCACAUCAGUGCCAGAGGCCAGCGGCGAUGGCGGAGAGUUCUUCUGCGUCAGACAGGAGGAGCUCAGCCACGGCAAGAAAAUUAAAGACUCGCUGUUCCCCUGUGACUGUGAGAGCAGGGAGGUGCUCACACUGCUGUGCCAAGACUGUGGCAGGCGCAGUUUCGCAGCAGACCGUAUAGUAGGCGGUGUGGAUGCCAGGCAGGGCAGCUGGCCGUGGCAGGUCAGUUUAGAGUACGACGGCGUUCAUCAGUGCGGAGGAUCCAUCAUCUCAAACCGCUGGAUUGUCUCUGCAGCUCACUGCUUCCCCGAGCGGCACCGCUUCGUCAAUCGCUGGCGUGUGCUGCUGGGCUCCAUCUUCAACAAGCCGGUCAACGCCAACGUGGCGGAGGUGAAGACCAUCGUUUAUCACAGCAGCUACCUGCCCUUUGUAGACGCCAACAUCGAUGACAACAGCAGGGACAUUGCCGUUCUAGCCCUCACACAGCCGCUCACUUUCAAUGAAUACAUCCAGCCCAUUUGUCUGCCUGCGUAUGGUCAAAGACUGAUAGAUGGACAGAUUGGAACGGUAACAGGCUGGGGAAACGUGGGGUACAACGGUCACCUCGCGGAUGUUCUCCAAGAAGCGAACGUCCCCAUCAUCAGCGACGCGGUCUGCAACGCUCCUGAUUACUACGACAACCAGAUCACCACCAGCAUGUUCUGCGCUGGUUAUGAGAAAGGAGGCACUGACGCCUGCCAGGGAGACAGCGGCGGCCCCUUUGUGGCAGAGGACUGUCUGUCGAAGACUAGUCGGCAUCGUCUGCUGGGGGUGGUGAGCUGGGGAACAGGCUGUGCCAUGGCAAAGAAACCUGGCGUCUACACCAGAGUGUCCCGCUUUCUGCCGUGGAUAUCCACCGCCAUGAGGAACUAUCACAACUCACCAGGGGUUCACAAAUUGGCCCGGACAUGAGCUCGCUGCCGCCAUCUUUCUCCUUUUUUCUACACUCAGACGACAAUACGGUCAGAUCCUGUAGAUGGCAAUGGGGAGUGUUACAAUGGGGGCGGAUGGGAAGCUGUGAUGUUCCCCCUUGUGUCAUGGUUCUAGAUUCCCCUCUCUUACUACAAUGUCUUGCCGAGGAUUUCCUCACUUAUUUUCCACAAAGUCAAAAUGUACGACGACAUCGUAUCAUGCAUGGUAGAGCAGUCGAGACCCCGAGUGUUUGGACAGUUACACUGUUUUGGUUGUUCGUUCACGCACAAAAGAGCUCACACGUGUGUCUCAGGUUGAGGAGAAAGUUGAGGAGAGAAGAGGAGAUUGUGGAGGAGUUAAUGAGACACCCCCCCCCCCGCCCCUUUAACAAAAGCAAAAAUCAGAGAUGAGAAGGCUCAAAGAUUUUGCUGAUGUCUGUGGGUCAAAAAACGUCAGAGAGGAUUUUCCACAAAAGGGUUUUGUUUGACUUCAAGUGAAUCUCUUCAAUUUCUUUUUUUAAACCUCCAAUCUUUGGCCGCUAUGUGGUUUAACGUCUACGUCUCCCUCAUAGUUCUUUUUAUGUUGAUCAAAAAAAAAAAACCCCCGACUCAGAUUCCGGCUGAGCCUUAGCACCUUAAUGUUGUAUCCAUUAUUUCAU